AUGACAGAUGAACGCAUUGCAAAACAAAUGGAAUCUGGCGGUAAUGUAAGUGGUAAUGAGCGCCGUGCGGAAAUUGCUAACAUCGAGAAUGAAGUAGCAGCAUUCAUUCAACAGGGAUGGCUUCUCAUUCGAGAGUACAAUGUUAAAAUGUUAAAAUAUCUGAGAUUGAAAAUGACCUGUAAUAUACUGCAUAUAAAGCGUAGUAGGAAAGGAAUGCAGUAA
This is a messenger RNA of Brugia pahangi, 222 nucleotides long. The record is from the annotation of a GenBank genome assembly. Lineage: Eukaryota; Metazoa; Nematoda; Chromadorea; Rhabditida; Onchocercidae.